Molecule: messenger RNA, 1771 nt
Organism: Andrographis paniculata
Lineage: Eukaryota; Viridiplantae; Streptophyta; Magnoliopsida; Lamiales; Acanthaceae
Product: protein MANNAN SYNTHESIS-RELATED 2-like
Exons: 7
Coding region: 303-1565 (420 amino acids)
Source: RefSeq, a predicted model, not a curated record
GGCUCUCGCCAACGACGUCGUAAUAUGACGCCGGAGACGAACGUUGAGCAGGGCCGGCCGAGACGCGGCGGCCGGAGCAAAUGGUGGAGCGACUCUCGAUGGGUUCGCGUUAGCUUCGUGAUGACGGAGAUUGCGCAUACGUCGGCGUUGCAAUGUGAGACUAGCAUUGGAUGAUGUGGAAACAAAUUUGAGAAUAGAAAUCCGACUUCUUGUUGUGUAUUUAUGGAGGGUUUGAGAAGAAUUUUGUUAUAUAUAGAGACUCAUAAUUAGGUGAAAGGGGGAAAGGGAGGGUCUCUCAAACAAUGGCUGUUGACGUGAGGCAAGUAAUGGCUGCUUUUCUUACAUUUUCCAUGUUUAUAAUGCUUGGAAACAUGAUAAAGAGAGAUCACAUCGAUCCACUUCUGGAUCCCUUACCGGUGUCGCCUAUCGUCCAAUAUGGCGCCCUUAAACUUACAAAACCAGGCAUGGUUAAGCUCACUGAAAUCAAUUAUGGCCCCUGGAAGGAAAGCAAUUCACCUCCAAGACACUGCUGGGACGAGAAAUCAUUAAGGAGGGGGUAUAAAUCCAAUGGAUACAUUUUUUUUUCGUUGAGCCAUAGCCCCGAGUUUCAUGCUUCUCAGAUAGCAAAUGCUGUGGUCGUAGCCAGGCAUCUCGGAGCAACCCUUGCACUACCCGAUAUAAGAGGAAUCAAUCCGGGGGAAAUAAGGCAAUUUGCGGACUUUUAUGAUGUGGAAAAAUUCACGACGAGUCUCAGCGGAGCAGUCGACAUCGACAAGAAUCCGCCAUUGGGAAUAUCGACCGAGAACCUCCCUGUCGUAAGAGUCCCCAACAGAGUUUCCAAAGAUUUCGUCGCAUCAAACAUCGAGCCCAUUUUCCGGAGCAAAAGAAACUUGAAGCUCGUCACCUACUUCAACGCGUCGAUGAUUACCAAUGGGAACAACAUGGACAAAUUAUCGAAUGCAUAUCGGUGCCAGGCAAUGUUUGAAUCCCUCAAGCUGCAGGGAGAGCUGCAGGAGCUAGUCGACACCAUGGUCGGGACUCUUCGAAGCUUGAGCCAGAAGAUGCGUGGCCGUUUUAUCGCAUUGGACUUACAGGCCGAGAUGCUGGCGAAGAAGAGCUGCCAAUUAGAAAAUGACGACGCGGCGAACAAACGGUGCUACAAUGCAGCGGAAACCGGAGAGUUUCUGAAGCGAAUUGGGUUCGAUAAAGACACGACUGUGUAUAUAACGCAGACGGGAUGGCACAGCAGCCUCGACUCAUUGCGAGACAUCUUCCCCAACACUUUCACAAAGGAUGCGAUAAUGCCAAUUGUCGAGAAGGCGCGGUUCUUGGAUGCAAAUGGUGUGGGCUACGAGCGACUGAUCGACCACUACAUGUGCGCGCAGGGGGAUGUGUUCGUCGCAGCGUAUCCGAGCAGGUUCUACGAGAGCGUGGUGGGCGACAGAAUUGGGCGCGGGAAUACACAGGUAUUCGUUCCGGCUGCGAGUGGUUCGGGUCUGGCGACCAAUUAUGUGUCCCCUUACGUCGCAAAGAAACGGCACCCGGCGUAUUCGUGCUUCUGCUGAAGCUGUUGUUGUGUUGCAUUUUCCUGUCGUUGUCGCCGCCGAUGAUCAUACUCUCUCUGUUUGUUAUCCAUUUAUCAAUAAGAUAGAUGCUUUGGGAAGAAGCAUCUGUAAGUUUGUUUUUGGCCUUUGGUGGUGCGGAAGUGUAGGUUGUGUUGGUUUGUUUGUUUGUACAUUUUUUGAGAUUUUUUACUAGGAUUAUUUAUCGA